This is a messenger RNA of Ciona intestinalis (vase tunicate), 4044 nucleotides long. RefSeq names its product octopamine receptor Oamb. Gene Ontology annotation, molecular function: G protein-coupled receptor activity. Gene Ontology annotation, cellular component: plasma membrane. Gene Ontology annotation, biological process: adenylate cyclase-activating adrenergic receptor signaling pathway; positive regulation of MAPK cascade. NCBI's taxonomy places the organism in Eukaryota, Metazoa, Chordata, Ascidiacea, Phlebobranchia, Cionidae. The record is from RefSeq and is a predicted model, not a curated record.
CUUACAUCAGAAAACACUAUAUAGUUCUAUAUUGUUUUUUUUCUGGCAUACAUAAAGUAAUGCGUUGAUUUGCUAUAGAAAGAGCGUUGUAUAAAUUGAUCAUUGCUUGGCUAAAGUCUUGAAUGGGUUAUCAUGGCGCUGUGACGUCAUUUGGAAAUUUACAACCGAACUUCCGGGUAGUGUGGGAAGUGAAUCGGUCAUUAUACAAACUUACUUUUGAGGUUUAUUUUAAGCCUACGCUACCACAUGUGUGAUAAGGCUGAAUAGGAAACAAUAUAAUAUCGUAUUUGACUUUAAUGGCAAAUUCCACAGCAGGUAGAUUGAUAAGUCAAAAGCGAGCGUGAAAUGUCGAAUUUUUGGAAGUGUAUAAGCCAACGUGGUAUCAGUUCUAUACUGUAACUCAAUAUCCCCGCAAAUUGGUGCCCGUGACGUCUUGGGUGAUAGUGCAAUGCGAAAUGCGCAAAUGUGGCUUUAAAUCCGGGCAACGCUCAAUAUAUGCUGCACUGUGAUUGUGUGGUCUUAUGAGAGGAGUGUUUAGCGAUAAGCAGAACUCUGUUUGGGGUUCACAAGCACACAGCUUUGAAAGAUGAACUGUGCAAUUGACGUAACUGUUCAAAUAUAUUUAUUUCAGACAUUUGAUAACGUUAGGAAAAUAUCUGCCUACAAUUAUGGAUUAUUAAGGCUGUUGUAGGUGCACUUAGAAGUUUUGCUGCGGAAUAUGCUUCUACAUUGUUGGACAUAAUGUCAAAUCUAAGCUUCUGUCCCGAAGACGGGAAUACCACGUCUGCUGAAGGCGACGCUAUGCUCACAACAGCAUUGAUAGCAGCUCUAACGUCUUUGCUUAGUCUUUUAAUUGUGGUCGGGAAUGGCCUCAUUAUCGUGUCCGUGGCGUUGGUGAAGAAAUUGAGACAACCAGCGAACUACCUCAUUGUAUCUCUUGCUCUGUCUGACUUCUUAGUUGGACUAGUGGUGCUACCACUGACCAUUGUAUAUGACAUUAUGGGGGAAUGGGUCUUCGGCCCCAAUGUGUGUGACGUUCACGUGAGCUUUGACGUCAUUUGCUGCACAGCAAGCAUAAUGAACCUCUGCAUGAUAAGCAUUGACAGGUACCUCAUGAUCACGCAACCGAUGACGUAUCCAAAGAGAAGAACUGGAAAAUUGAUGUUACUGCUAAUUGCAACAGCGUGGGUUCUUUCAUGCCUAGUUAUAAUUCCAGCUUUGUUCGGGUUUACAAAGAACGUAAAAGACGAAGCGGACUGGCUACCACUGAACAACGAUUCCUUAGUGGGGAAUGAGACAUUUGCAUUAGCUGGUGCUAGAAAUCCCUAUUUGGCGAUCGACGGCAACGGAACAACGCAGUGGGUGCCUGGCAAUAACGAGUUAUCGGAGUGGCAUUUCACUGUUGACCUUGGAGUCAUACACCAACUGGACAUUGUUUCGAUAGAAAACGCCAAAGGUUCGAAGCAACAUGAUCUACAGUACAGUCUGCUGACUAGCCCGUGUAGGGAGUCAACUGCUUGGACGUCAAAAGCUACGUUUGCUGUCGAAUCAGGACCAAGCAGACAAGAAACAAGGUUGCCAACAGAAGUAGAGGCACGAUAUCUAAGAUUCGCCAUCAAUCAAACUGCAGGCUACGAAAACCCUAUGUUGGGGGAAUUUCAAGUUUUUGGGAUCAAAAAAUACGGUAAAGCUUGCCUGAUAAGCCAAGAACGUUGGUUUACCAUUUAUUCGACCCUUGGUGCUUUCUAUCUCCCUCUAGCGGUCAUGCUUUGCAUGUAUUGGAAAAUUUAUCUUGAGGCUUCAAGGUUCAAUGCGCGCCAUAGACUACGGUCAUACAGCACUACAGGAUCCCAGGAAUGGAGUGGAGGGAGUCCACCAAGCACACCGGAUGUAACCAACAAUCGGCGCCACGAACAAUUUUACGAACGAAAGCGUACAUACUCGUCCAACAACAAUUACACGAAUGAUAAGUUUCAUUCUACAAAGUCAGAAGGCUACGUCACAGAUUCAAGCGAAGUCUUGUUGGCGAAUACCGCUGUAACACCGAUUGUAGUAACCGAUUUAGAUCUCGAUAAAGCAAAAGAUAGCGUAUUUGAAGACGAUACGGUGUCUUCUUCGGGCGACGAGUUUUUACCCAGCGACAGACUGGAGAAAGUUGAGCCUAAAACAAACGGCAAUGGUGUCGUUUUAAACGGACAUGUGAUAGCGAAGAUUGCAAUUGAAAACGACAGGAAAACGAACUCGCUGCCGUGUAGGGGCCUUGUACAUCGAAACGGUAGCGCUGUUAGUUUGCCCUGUAAGGACUCUACCAACGGGAAUGCUGUCAAUUUGAUCCGGUCUUCAAGCGGUGUCGUUUGUGGGCUCGGUAUGAAAAACGGGUUUCCCCGCAACGGUACAACACGGCAUAACGGCAUGGAGUGGCGAUUCCCUACUAUAUCUGAAGUCGACAUUUUGACUUCUUUGAAUGAAGAAGGCGAGCAAACGAACAAAGAAACAGAGACCGAAACAAUAAAUGGAAAAAUAAAUGAAGAGUAUCGAGCACGGACGCUUUACACUCGCGCUAGUGCUAACAGUUUGCUUGCGACUGAAAAAACUCCGAAACUGGUUGGGAAACCGAGUCCUCGGUCAAGACUUUUUAUGCUGUAUGGCAAACCAAGGUUACUGAGAGCAACUUCCACGCCUUGUCCAACUACAACGAACAAACCAAACACUCAACAUACUCGGAAAUCGAGUUUUAGGACACUUCGGCAAAACAGCGAAAUAACGUUUCCAUGCAACAGACGGCCGACCGUUUUUAACCAAAUCCGGCGGCGCGUGUCUCUAGCGACAUCUCGUGACCGAAUGAGGAAUGUAAAAGCAACCCGUACGCUCGGGAUCGUGGUCGGCGCUUUCACGUUUUGUUGGUUGCCUUUUUUCAUCGUAACUUUUCUGCGACCGUUUGCGUGUCCCAUACCGGAGUCGCAGGACUGCAUACCAUUAUGGCUGGUAAGAUUUGUGCUGUGGCUUGGUUACCUUAACAGCGCUCUUAAUCCGCUAAUUUACAUCGGGUUUUCCCCUGACCUGAGAGAGACUUUUCGGUUUCUAAUUUGCUGUAAAUGCACGAACGUUGACCGGCGUCUGGCACAGAUUGAGCUCCGCCAGGCGAUAGCAGUAGAGCGCAAAGCGUCCAUGGCGAGCAGAAGCUACGCGCCAGAAAGCAUCGUCUGACGCCACACCACACCUCAAGUAGCUAAUUUAAAUUCCAACUCGCAUCUCCCAACGUAUUGACAUAUAGUAAGUUGGGGCAAGAUGGUACAUGUUUUUAUUCUCAUUUAUUGACCUAUUUGAAAGUAAAUAUGGGACAUUUACAAAGUUAUAUACCCGUAUCCACACUUGCUAAAAUAGCGUUGAUAAUUGUAAAAAAACACCAUAAAAAAAAUAAAACAUUAUGCGCUUACAGUUCCAUCUUAUCCCACAGUACUAUACCACGGCGCCCGGGUACGUUAUUUUGCUGCCGCUGUUAUGUAUUAUGUUUAUACUUCAUGCUUUCCGCCUGUUCCACUUUACUGUUCCCUUUUCUGCCGUAUAGUUUAUUCUGCCAAAUCAGCUUUCAUACAAUACUCCUAAUCGGCUAGAAUAUUACCUUUCCCACUGUGAUGUUACGAACUAUUGGAAUAUUUCGUGGCACCGACAGUAAAAUUUAUUCACCGCAUGGAAUGCACCAAUGCUAAUGCAAUAAUGAAUACACUAUCGACUGUUCUCUACCAAAAACCUGACCCCAAAGCUAGCUUCUGCACAGACACGGCUAAAUUUUGUCCUAUUGCCACAAUUUUCAAGAGACAACGAGAUAUUAAAUUUCCCUUCAUUCGAGUUUGUUGAUUAUUUUCUGGCCGCGGCAAUUUUUGAUUUUUUGCGUUGUUGUUUAUCUUUUUGCGCCAAUUCUUUUACCCGUAAAAAUAAAAUCAAAUAAAUUAUUACAGCUUGGUAAUUUAGGCAUGUUGUAACUGACAGUGCAGUUUGAAAACAAUGCAAAUUAUGCAGAGCGUACUAUACAACGAAAAAUAU